Messenger RNA from Hydra vulgaris (swiftwater hydra), 936 nucleotides. Its product is annotated as protein-L-histidine N-pros-methyltransferase. Gene Ontology annotation, molecular function: protein-L-histidine N-pros-methyltransferase activity. Lineage: Eukaryota; Metazoa; Cnidaria; Hydrozoa; Anthoathecata; Hydridae. The record is from RefSeq and is a predicted model, not a curated record.
CAUUAAAGAUGUCUUGUUGUUAUCAUUAGAGAUAUAUAUUAGAGAACAUAGCACAAAUGACUAUUUAUGCAAGAAAUCCAUUGAUCCAUAGUUAUUUAGGGAAACUUGCUGAACGAAAUCAACCAGUGGAUUACUCACAAUGGUACAGUGUCAAUACAGAGAAACUCUCAAGAAAUGUUGCACUAAAAUUUGAAGAACAGAGUUUUGAUGCAGGAACUAAACGGUUUUUAGAUAAUUGUUACAAAAAGUCUGAUUAUAUCUUCACUCAGUUUUUUCAUAGCAUUGCUCGAACAUUUUUAGGAUGGUUCAUGUCUAUGACUACUGUAAAUGGGUUGUUAAAUAGAGGAUCAAUGUUUGUAUUUUCUGAGCAACAGUUUUUAAAUCUAUUGAAUGUGAAUGAUACAUGGCAUGCUGAAUCCUUUAUUGAUCUUGGAGCUGGAGAUGGUAAAGUUACUGAAGAUUUAUUGCAUCUUUUUGACAAAAAGUAUGCCACUGAACAAUCUCCUACUAUGCAAUGGAGACUUAAAGAAAAGGGUUUUGUGGUUCUUGACAUUGAUAAAUGGCAAAAGAAUGAAAAGUACUCAAUUAUAACAGCAUUGAAUCUUUUGGAUCGUAUAGACGAGCCAAUGAAACUUUUACAGGAAAUUCAUACUUCUUUACAACCAGAUGGAGUUGUUGUUCUUGCAAUAGUAUUACCUUACAAUCCAUGUUAUGAACGAGGACCAAGUUUCGGACCACCUUCUGAAGAACUACAGGUCAAAGGUAGAACUAUUGAAGCACAAAUUCAAAGUUUACACGAUGAUAUUUUUAAAGCUGUUGGAUUUGAAGUGAUUAAGUUUACUCGAUUGCCAUAUUUAUGUGAGGGAGAUUUGUAUAAUGAUUAUUUUGUUCUAAAUGAUAUUGUUUUUGUUUUAAAAAAAUCUAAAAACUUAUAAA